Molecule: messenger RNA, 231 nt
Organism: Anisakis simplex (herring worm)
Lineage: Eukaryota; Metazoa; Nematoda; Chromadorea; Rhabditida; Anisakidae
Source: the annotation of a GenBank genome assembly
AUGUCGCAGCAGUCGCAGUCCAUUUGUCGUUCCGCAACCUUAUUCGGUGUGCUUGCGAUACUACUCGCCACCUCAUCGGAUGCUUCAGAUAUCUCGGUCAAGAUCGAGCGUCAUUUUCCAUGCUCAGAGAAUUCAGCAUAUGAAAGUGGUGUCUUCUCGGAUUGCUACGGUAAUGACGAAGCAAUGUUCGCUUGGUCAAUGAAACGUAACCAGAAUGAGAGCAACCUUUAA